AUGGAUUCAGACCAAGAUUUUCACAUCAAAACCUUGUUCUAUCAAGGCUCAUAUUCUGAGUCGCAUGAUGCGAUCAGUGCCAUCAAGAAUCCGUCUUUCCAACUCGUUUUGUUCUCGGCGAGAUGUUUGAUCUGUCUCAAGAAACCUGGCGAAGCCAUCAAGUUACUCAAACAACAUCACGAAUCGGAACCGGCUGCUCGUGCCCUGACUCUUCUAGCUGAAUUUUACCAAGAUUCACCCAUGUCGAAGGCGAAAACUGAUAAGCUUGGUGAAGCGGCUGAAGCACUGAUCGAAGAGAUCGCAGACGAAGAGAAUGACGGUCCCGACUCGGUGCUUCGUGUCACUCUUGCAACGAUCUUGACGCUUGCGGAGAACCUAUCGCUAGCGGUCUUUAUACUUAAACAAGGCGUCCAACUCAAGUCACUCGAAGCUGUUGCUGCUCUCAUCUCCCUUUACCUCUCACCUCGACUCCGUCGCCCCGACCUCGCUCGUAACCUAUACAUCUCGGCAAAGGCAUGGGCCGAUGACGCAAUUCUCCUUCAAAUGGCCGAAGCCUGGAUCGGAGCGACCACAGGCUCGGCUGCCGGAAACAGCAACGGAAGGGAACCGGGUGGUUAUCAAUCUGCGUUCUAUGUUUUCGAUGAGGUCACCAACACAACCGCCGCUAAGCCCAAUGUCGUGGGCUUGAACGGUAAGGCCAUCACACAACUUGCAAUGGGUCAUGUUGAGGAGGCACAAGCCAACCUGGCCGAAGCUCUCAAAGUGGAUCCAGAAAACGAAAAUACAUUGGCCAAUUCGAUUGUGAUCAGCGCACGCUUAGAAUCGCCUCCAACGGAAAUCGCUACCUCAAUCCAGAAACUGAAAACCCUUAAUCCCAAGCAUCCGCUGAUUGUAGAUCUGGAUCGACAAAGCGCCCUGUUUGAUGAUGCUGCCAGCCAAUUUGUCGCAUCUACAGCUUGA
Molecule: messenger RNA, 960 nt
Organism: Puccinia triticina
Lineage: Eukaryota; Fungi; Basidiomycota; Pucciniomycetes; Pucciniales; Pucciniaceae
Exons: 5
Coding region: 1-960 (319 amino acids)
Biological process (GO): retrograde vesicle-mediated transport, Golgi to endoplasmic reticulum; intra-Golgi vesicle-mediated transport; endoplasmic reticulum to Golgi vesicle-mediated transport
Cellular component (GO): COPI vesicle coat
Molecular function (GO): protein binding; structural molecule activity
Source: RefSeq, a predicted model, not a curated record